Molecule: messenger RNA, 2332 nt
Organism: Mercurialis annua (annual mercury)
Lineage: Eukaryota; Viridiplantae; Streptophyta; Magnoliopsida; Malpighiales; Euphorbiaceae
Product: beta-1,3-galactosyltransferase GALT1-like
Exons: 8
Coding region: 204-2096 (630 amino acids)
Cellular component (GO): Golgi membrane
Molecular function (GO): UDP-galactose:N-glycan beta-1,3-galactosyltransferase activity; carbohydrate binding
Source: RefSeq, a predicted model, not a curated record
AAGCUCAUAAAUAAUUUACAAAAACUUUGAUUUUGCAAGCAUUGAAAACAACCGCCAUUUGGCGUAGAAUUCAAGUGUUCCUUUAAACUUCCAUAGACACUCACAAAUUACAUUUUUUAUUUUCUCUCAAUCUUGCUCUCUUUCAGUCACUGAUUUCUAGACAUUGCUAUUUAGGGAUGUAAAUAGUUGGGAGUGAAGAAAUAAUGAAGAAAUGGGUAUGGGUUGUUCCCAUUGGGUCCUUUCUUAUGCUGUUAAUUUUGAGAGAAAUUCUGAUGAGAAACCUUCCUAGGGAGAGUAGUUCGUUGCAGAGUCCCGUAAUUCCUGUUAAUUUGUCUAAUCCUCUUCAAUGGGUUGAUGCUGGAGCUCCACCUUCGUUUCGUAGCCCGGAAUCUGCUAGUCGAGUAAUUUCUUCUGAAGGGAUGUUGUCUAGUCUUUUUGUAGAUAGGAACUUUUCUAAUCAAGUGCAGAGUUCGUUACUAACCUGGAAUUUUAUGAGAUACUUUCUCAACUAUUCUCGCCCUUUACCUAAUGGAAUGAGUGCAAUUAAGGAAGCUCAACUGGCAUGGGAAACUCUUAUGGAUAACGGGGAGCAAGAUGGCGGUAACGAGAGUUUGCAUAAGGAUGUGAAAGAGAAGCAAUGUCCUUAUUUUGUCAAUAUAAUGAAUGCAACAGAAUUUGGGGAUAAUGGUUAUAAGCUAAGGAUACCUUGUGGCCUUAUUCAAGGCUCUACAAUAACCAUAAUUGGCACUCCCGGUGGUCUGCUUGGUGAUUUUCGGAUUGAUUUAUCAGGGGAUCAAUUACCAGGAGAGCAAGAGCCUCCUAUUUUAUUACACUAUAAUGUUAGAAUUCUAGGCGAUAAGAUUACUAAAGAUCCGGUGAUUGUUCAGAAUACAUGGACAGCUGCUCAUGAUUGGGGUACAGAAGUGCGGUGCCCUCCUAGUGAUGACAAGAAAGUUGAUGAGUUGAGCCAGUGCGACAAAAUGGUGGGCAAAGAUGAUGGCCAGAAUUUUGCUGCAGGUAGAUCAUCAGAUAAUUCUUCAUCAAUGUCCAGGAGCGCAACUGGAGCUAGACAGCAUUUUCCUUUUAAGAAAGGAUAUUUAUCUGUUAUGACUCUUAGGAUGGGAGAAGAAGGGAUUCAGAUGACAGUUGAUGGAAAACACAUAACUUCUUUUGCUUGCCGCGAAAAUUUGGAGCCAUGGCUUGUUAGUGAAGUAAGGAUAUCUGGAGACUUGAAAUUAGUUUCUGUCUUGGCCAGUGGCUUGCCAUCAUCUGAGGAAUCAGAGCAUAUUGUUGAUUUAGAGUCGCUAAAAUCAGCUCAAUUUUUACCACACCAUCCAUUGGAUCUCUUCAUAGGUGUCUUUUCUACAGCCAACAAUUUCGAGCGCAGGAUGGCUGUUCGUAGAACAUGGAUGCAGUAUCCUGCUGUGAAGACUGGAGAAGUUGCAGUGCGCUUUUUCGUUGGACUGCACAAAAACCAGAUGGUAAAUGAGCAACUCUGGGAUGAACUGAAGACAUAUGGAGACAUUCAGCUGAUGCCUUUCGUUGACUAUUACAGUCUGAUAACCUGGAAAACUGUAGCAAUCUGUACUUUUGGGUCAGAAGUUAUCUCGGCCAAGAAUGUUAUGAAAACAGAUGAUGAUGCAUUUGUUCGAGUGGAUGAAGUGAUUGCUUCACUGAAAAGAACGAAUGUGAGUCAUGGACUUCUAUAUGGUCUGAUCAACUACAAUGCCCAACCUCAUCGGGAUCUUUCCAGUAAAUGGUAUAUCAGCCCUGAGGAAUGGCCUGAGAGUUCCUAUCCACCUUGGGCACAUGGCCCUGGCUAUGUGGUAUCAUAUGACAUAGCAAAAGCUGUUUACAAGAAGCACAAAAAGGGUCAAUUAAAGAUGUUUAAACUGGAGGAUGUAGCAAUGGGAAUGUGGAUAGCAGAGAUGCAGAAAGAGGGUUUGCAAGUUAGUUAUGUAAACGACAAUCGAGUUUGUAUCGAAGGGUGCAAGAAUGGGUAUGUUGUUGCUCACUACCAAAGCCCCAGAGAGAUGCUCUGCCUAUGGAAGAAUCUACAAGAUGGUAGUAAACCUGGUUGCUGUUCAGGUAAAUGAGCAGGUCUCCUUGGCUUAGGUGCAGUUUUGCAGGCAAAUAGGUAGAUUGGAUCAUGAAGUAGUACAUAAGCAUACAUAAUGAGUGAGCCUUAGUAUAUGAAAUUCAUACAUAGUGUAUACCAUAUGUGCGCGGAAACUUUAUUGAGUCCCAUGUUUCGGUUUCGGUGUCUUGUUUCCGUUUUCGGAAAUACUUUUGACACUCCCAAACUUUAGAUUAUAACCUAUUUUUGUAAAUA